AUUUUCCGAAAAAAAAAAUAGGGGUCGAUAUCAGAUGAAAAGAUAAGGGAACUGGUGGAGUCGACGCGAUCAAUGCUGCAAAAUAUGGAGGACGGAGAAAUAAGCAUAUCUCCGUACGACACAGCAUGGGUGGCGCUGGUGGAGGAUAUUGGCGGCAGCGGCCAGCCACAGUUUCCGGCAAGCCUCGACUGGAUUUCGAAUAAUCAGCUGGACGAUGGGUCAUGGGGCGAUAGCAAAACCUUUUUGGCUCACGACAGGAUAAUUAACACGUUAGCAUGUGUAGUUGCCUUAACAUCAUGGAAAAUGCACCAGGAGAAAUGCAAUAGAGGGAUUUCAUUUAUGAAAGAGAAUAUAUACAAGCUUGAGGAUGAAAAUGAGGAGCACAUGCCUAUAGGGUUUGAAAUGGCAUUGCCUUCACUCAUUGAGAUCGCCAAAAAUCUCGGCAUCGAUAUCCCACACGAUUCCCCGGCCUUGCAAGAGAUUUAUGCCAAAAGAGAUUUAAAGCUCACAAGGAUACCAAGGGAUAUAAUGCACAAAGUCCCCACAACAUUACUCCAUAGCUUGGAAGGGAUGAAAGGACUAAACUGGGAAAAGCUAUUAAAGUUACAAUCUGCCGAUGGAUCGUUUCUUUUCUCUCCGUCGUCCACUGCAUUUUCUCUGCAGCAAACGAAGGAUCAAAAUUGCCUUCAAUACUUGCUUAACCAAGUCCGAAGAUUCAACGGCGGAGUUCCGAAUGUUUACCCGGUGGACUUGUUCGAGCAUCUAUGGGCAGUAGACCGGUUGCAAAGGCUAGGAAUUUCGCGAUAUUUUCAAUCCGAAAUUGACGAUUGUGUUGAUUAUGUUCACAAAAACUGGACAAAUAAAGGAAUAUGCUGGGCAAGAAAUUCCGAGGUUCAAGACAUCGACGACACCGCAAUGGGAUUCCGGCUUUUGAGGCAGCAUGGUUACCACGUUUCCGCAGAUGUGUUCAAACAGUUUGAAAAUGGCGGAGAAUUCUUUUGCUUCGCGGGACAGUCGAACCAGGCUGUCACCGGAAUGUACAACCUUUAUCGGGCUUCUCAGAUUAUGUUUCCGGCAGAAAACGUACUUGCUAAUGCCAAAACAUUUUCCGCAAAAUUCUUACAAGCAAAGAGAGCUAAUAAUGAGCUUCUAGACAAAUGGAUUAUUACGAAAGACCUUCCUGGAGAGGUGGGAUAUGCGCUAGAUGUUCCAUGGUAUGCGAAUCUACCUCGAGUCGAAGCCCGAUUUUUCUUGGAACAAUACGGAGGCGAAAACGACGUCUGGAUCGGCAAAACCUUAUAUAGAAUGCCAUAUGUGAAUAACAACACAUACCUUGAGUUAGCAACAAUUGACUUCAACAAUUGCCAGGCUCUCCAUCAGCAAGAGUGGAAAACCAUUCAAAAAUGGUAUAGAAAUUGCAAUCUUGGGGAGUUUGGUUUGAGUGAGAGAAACCUUCUUCUAUCUUACUUCAUAGCCUCCGCAAGCGUUUUCGAGCCGGAAAAAUCAAACCAACGCAUCGCUUGGGCUAAAACCGUCAUUUUAUUGGAGACGAUUAAAUCACAACAACUUUCCACCGAACAAAAACGGGAGUUUGUUGACGAAUUCGAACAUGGGAGCAUCCUCAAAUUCGCAAAUGGAGGAAGGUAUAAAACAAGAAAGAGCCUGAUAGGGACACUGAUCAGAACUGUGAGUCAAAUCUCGAUGGACACACUAUUGGCGCAUGGCAUCGACAUCCAUCACCAAUUGUAUUGUGCGUGGCUAAAGUGGCUGAAGAUAUGGGAACAAGACGAAGGAGCUGAUAUUGGGCAAGCCGAGCUGCUCGUCACCACAUUGAAUCUGAGCAGCAGUGGAUUACAAUUCGAUGAAUUAUUACUUUCUCAUCCGAAAUACCAACAGCUCUUAGAGAUCACUAGCAGCGUUUGUCAACAUCUUCGCCUAUUUCAAAGCCGAAAGGUGGAGGAUGACAAAGGGUGUAUGACUGAUAUGGGAGGCGUUACAAGUAUAGAAAUCGAGUCGGAGAUGCAAGAGCUUGUGGAAUUAGUGCUUACGAAAUCUUCUGGAGAUUUAGAAUAUCAGCUUAAGCAGAAUUUUCUUCUGAUUGCUAAAAGUUAUUACUAUACUGCAUAUUGUAAUCCUGGAACUAUCAACUUCCACAUAGCUAAAGUACUGUUCGACAGAGUGGUCGUUUGAAUACAAAAUUGUAAAUUAAGAUGUGAUGAUUAUUUAUCACAUAGGAGUUAUUCCUUAGUACUGAUUUUAUUAAAAAUCUCUUAUUGAUUCUAAAUUUAUAAUUAAUGAAGAUGCU
Erythranthe guttata (spotted monkey flower) is the source of this 2305-nucleotide messenger RNA. Its product is annotated as ent-copalyl diphosphate synthase 1. Gene Ontology annotation, biological process: gibberellin biosynthetic process. Gene Ontology annotation, molecular function: magnesium ion binding; terpene synthase activity. NCBI's taxonomy places the organism in Eukaryota, Viridiplantae, Streptophyta, Magnoliopsida, Lamiales, Phrymaceae. Gene Ontology annotation, cellular component: chloroplast. The record is from RefSeq and is a predicted model, not a curated record.